AUGAAAGGAAUCCGACGCUUUGGGAAGAAAGGUAAGCUAAGUCCUAGAUUUAUAGGACCUUUUGGAAUUCUUGAGAAGGUUGGACAGGUUGCUUACCGCUUAGCCUUACCUCCAUCAUUGUCAGCUGUGCAUAAUGUAUUCCAUGUCUCCAUGUUGAGGAAGUACGUUUCUAAUCCAAUGCAUAUCAUGAGUUAUGAGGCAUUGGAGUUACAAGCGGACCUGCCUUAUGAUGAACAACCAAUACAAAUUCUGGAUAGGAAAGAGAAGGUCCUUCAAAGCAAAACCAUAGCGUUGGUUAAAAUGCUUUGGAGGAAUAGUAAAGUAGAAGAUGCCACUUGGGAAUUGGAGUCUGACAUAAGGAUUCAAUAUCCAGAGUUAUCCAGGGCUGUUGUUGGUGAGGAGGAAGAAGACGAUGACGAUGGGGGUGUUCACAGGUCGACGCUGAUGAGGGUGAAGAACGAUGAUUCCCUGGUUCGCACCCCUGGUUCUCAAAAGGUGAUGAGGGAGAAGAAGUUGACCCCCUGA
Messenger RNA from Cannabis sativa, 525 nucleotides. RefSeq lists its product as uncharacterized. The coding region runs from base 1 to 525 and encodes 174 amino acids. The transcript is spliced from 2 exons. Lineage: Eukaryota; Viridiplantae; Streptophyta; Magnoliopsida; Rosales; Cannabaceae. The record is from RefSeq and is a predicted model, not a curated record.